AUGUCCGUCCGGCAAUGGCUCGUCUUCACAGUACUUAGGGCUGUGCCAGCUGUGCUGCUGGCAGUCGUCUUGGCGCCCUGCGCCAUCAUCUUUUACAGACUGGCCCUGCACCCCCUCGCCCGUGUGCCGGGGCCCAAGCUCGCCGCGAUCUCCAAUGUGUGGCAUGCUCUCCACGUUCGCGAUGGGCGCAUGUUCGUCCUAGGCAAGACGUUGCACAAGAAGUACGGCCCUGUUGUCCGCGUGGGGCCGAACGAAGUGUGGUUCGAUAGCAAAGAUGCGUUCAAGAGCAUCUAUCGGGCCGGCAGUGGCUAUGAGAAGUCCGAGUUCUACUUGGCUACUUUGCUGCAAAAGCCGACGAUGGACUGGAUGGGCAGAUUGCACUUCCCCGACUCGCUGGACCUCUUGUCUGAACGAGACAUAUCACGAUAUCGCCUGCAGAGGCGUCUCAUUGGUCCCAUUUACCAGACGGCAUCUCUCAAGCGACAUGAGCCUGCCAUUGACGCCGUGCUUGAGAAGAUCGUCACCCAGAUCCGGGGUCUCGACGGAGCCGAAGUUGAUUUGAAGGAGUGGAUGCACAUCAUUGCUGUCGAGUGUCUGGGCGCCAUUGUGCUGGGCUGGUCUCCGGGCUAUCUGAAGGACAAGACAGACUGGGGCUCCAGCAGCCAUGGCUACUUGGGUUGGAGACGGAAGAGCGUCUUUGGACUCUUUCCGAUGAUUAUCAAGGCCGAGAUCAUCUCGGGAGAGAUCAGCUACGCGUUUGCUCGUCUCUGGGGGCUUACUCAUAAGGCUGCCAAGACCUUGAAGCCCUUCUUCACGGGUGUUUACCGUCAGUCGUCGCGACGCAUCACAGCAGAGCUCGCCCCGAAGGCCGUCAAGCCUUCCAAGCUCGGCAAGACCAAGAAACCGGCUGCCUCUGACCGUCAUGAUCUCCUCAACGACUUGAUCCAGCUUCACAAGGAGAAGCCCGAAUUCAACGAGAGGUAUCUGCGACGGAUGGCCGUGACCAACUUUGGCGCCGGCCACGAGACCAUGUGCUCCGCUCUUACCUCCAUCAUGGCCAUGAUCGGGUCGAACCCGUCUGUACAGGCCAAGGUCGCAGCCGAAGUGCGAUCAGCCGAGAAUUCCUCAAGCUUUGAUCACGCGACUCACUUGCCGUACAUGCAGGCAACAAUCAAGGAAGCCCAGCGCCUGCAUCCGGUCCUCGGUAUGUCUCUUUCACGGACUGUGCCGGCCGAGGGCCUGCAGGCACACGGCCACCAUUUCCCCGCCGGUACUAUCGUCGGUUGUAAUCCGGUAUCGCUUCACAGAAACAGAGAAAUAUUCGGCGUCGAUGCUGACUCGUUCAACCCAAGUCGAUGGCUUGACACGAACGAUGUUCGGACCAUGGAUCGAUAUAAUCUGACCUGGGGCGGAGGGAACAGGACGUGUCCGGGACGGCACCUGGCGUAUCUCGUCGUCUACAAGGUAAUUCCAGCCUUGAUGAGCGAGUUUGAUGUUGAGGUCGCAAUGCCGCCGGAGGAAGAGAUUCGAUAUUACUUCAUGGCUAUGCUGACGGGCGUCAAAGUGCGCUUCCGACCCAAGGCGGGUCUCGACGAGGCACAGGUGACAACGGGCGGCCUGAUGUGA
Molecule: messenger RNA, 1626 nt
Organism: Verticillium dahliae VdLs.17
Lineage: Eukaryota; Fungi; Ascomycota; Sordariomycetes; Glomerellales; Plectosphaerellaceae
Product: cytochrome P450 76C2
Exons: 4
Coding region: 1-1626 (541 amino acids)
Molecular function (GO): oxidoreductase activity, acting on paired donors, with incorporation or reduction of molecular oxygen; heme binding; monooxygenase activity
Source: RefSeq, a predicted model, not a curated record